GGUCUUUACUGGUUAAAAAGGUUCUUUAUUCUGACGCAUUUUUUUCGCUACAACAUCGACAUGAUCCAACUCCAAGUGGAGAAACCAAAAGGAUUUUUCCGGCAAAGUUGCCGUAGUUCCAAUCCAAAUUUACUUUAUUUUUACGACAAUGACUGCUGUGUGCUGUCCUUCAGCAACCAAAGGUUUAUUUUACCGAAUCGCAGUGACUACUGCUCACCACGUUGAAACUUUCUAGUCUCAGACUUCUACUCUCAAAUGAAAAUUAUAGAACUUCUUCUACCCACGUAAGUACAAGUAGUACAACAAAGUUCAUCUAAAACUACAGUUUUAUACAACAACCCGCUCGACGCCUUUAAAAAGAAGCGAGCACAGCACAUCAGAUGAUUUCUACUCUCAACGUUGACCCAAGAGCUGCCUCGUAGCGGGCGACAGGGAGUAAAGCCAACUAGUCAACAGAAUUCAUUCGUAGCUCACGACCUCCGCCUCCCGAGUGGCUCCCUACCCAAGUCGUGGCCGCUAGUACAGUUCAACAUCUCUAGGAGCUACAGUUCUUUCAAGAAUU
Amoebophrya sp. A120 is the source of this 562-nucleotide messenger RNA. NCBI's taxonomy places the organism in Eukaryota, Dinophyceae, Syndiniales, Amoebophryaceae. The record is from the annotation of a GenBank genome assembly.